This is a messenger RNA of Paramecium sonneborni, 327 nucleotides long. The record is from the annotation of a GenBank genome assembly. Lineage: Eukaryota; Ciliophora; Oligohymenophorea; Peniculida; Parameciidae.
AUGCAAGAAUAAUCUCCAAAUUUCAAGAUGAAACAAAUGACUCCUCUUAGUCUUAAUUAGAAAUAAAUUAUAGAAGAUGAGCCAAACGAUGAAAUAUUUGAGUUAAAUAGCACCAAAAUAUCGUUUAACGAAAAAAUAAUUGUUUGUAAUUAUAAGCCAUGGCAAAAUGUCAUUUAAUUAAGAAAAACGAUAUAAAAAUUAAUGGCAUACAAAGAUAUAAAUUGGAUAAACCCAAUUCUCACUCAAAACCAAAAAAAUGGAAACCCCUCUCGGUCAAUCUUAAAAAAUUAAUCUUCAAAUAAACAUGAAUUUUCCCCUGAAAUUUGA